AUGCGAGGCCCCGCGGCCGCGAGUGCGCAGCGGGCGGCGGCUGCGCGGCCCGGGCGGCAGGCGCGGCGGCGGCGCUAGCCCGAGCCCGGCCCCCGGCCCCUCGCGCGCGCCCCCUGCGCCCCCCGCGGCCCCGCCGCCAUGGACCUGCCCGUGGCGCCUGGCGCGCCGGGGCCCAGCAACGUCCCGGCCUUCCUCACCAAGCUGUGGACCCUCGUGAGCGACCCCGACACGGACGCGCUCAUCUGCUGGAGCCCGAGUGGGAACAGCUUCCACGUGCUGGACCAGGGCCAGUUUGCCAAAGAGGUGCUGCCCAAGUACUUCAAGCACAACAACAUGGCCAGUUUCGUUCGCCAGCUCAACAUGUACGGCUUCCGGAAGGUGGUGCACAUCGAGCAGGGUGGCCUGGUCAAGCCUGAGCGCGACGACACCGAGUUCCAGCACCCCUGCUUCCUGCGCGGCCAGGAGCAGCUGCUGGAGAACAUCAAGAGGAAGGUGACCAGUGUGUCCACCCUGAAGAGUGAGGACAUCAAACUUCGCCAGGACAGCGUCACGAGACUGCUGACGGAUGUACAGCUGAUGAAGGGAAAGCAGGAAAGCAUGGACUCCAAGCUCCUGGCCAUGAAGCACGAGAAUGAGGCGCUGUGGCGGGAGGUGGCCAGCCUGCGGCAGAAGCACGCCCAGCAGCAGAAAGUCGUGAACAAGCUCAUCCAGUUCCUCAUCUCGCUGGUGCAGUCAAACCGCAUCCUGGGGGUGAAGAGAAAGAUCCCCCUGAUGCUGAACGAUGGCAGCUCGGCGCACCCCAUGCCCAAGUACAGCCGCCAGUUCUCUCUGGAGCACAUCCACGGCCCCAGCGCCUACUCGGUGAGCGCCAAGCCGGUGCAGGGCUGCGGGGGCCGGGGCUCACAGCCCACCCACCACCUCCCUCCGCCGCAGGCGUCCUCCCCCGCCUACAGUGGCUCCAGCCUCUACUCCCCAGACGCGGUGGCCAGCUCCGGGCCCAUCAUCUCCGACAUCACCGAGCUGGCCCCCAGCAGCCCCCUGGCCUCCCCAGGCAGGAGCCUAGAGCAGAGGGCCGGGAUGCGGGUCAAGGUGGAGCCCCCCAGCCCGCCACGGAGCCCACGGGUGGAGGAAGCCAGCCCCAGGCGCCCGCCCUCUGUCGUGGAGACGCCCCUGUCCCCAACCACCUUCAUCGACUCCAUCCUGCGCGAGAGCGAGCCGGCCCCCACCGCCUCGGCUGCCCCCCUCCCAGAGGCCCGCUCGCCUGCACCCACCUCGGCCCCCGAGAAGUGCCUCAGUGUCGCCUGUCUGGACAAGACGGAGCUCAGUGACCACUUGGAUGCCAUGGACACCAACUUGGACAACCUGCAGACCAUGCUAACGAGCCACGGCUUCAGCGUGGACACCAGCGCCCUGCUGGAUCUGUUCAGCCCCUCGGUGACUGUGCCCGACAUGACCCUGCCUGACCUCGACAGCAGCCUGGCCAGCAUCCAGGAGCUCCUCUCUCCGCAGGACCCCCCACGGCCCCUGGAGGCCGACCACAGCAGCCCUGACUCAGGGAAGCAGCUGGUGCAUUACACGGCACAGCCCCUGUUCCUGGUGGACCCCAGCUCCGUGGACGUGGGGAGCAGUGAGCUGCCGGUGCUCUUUGAACUGGGAGAGGGCUCGUACUUCUCGGAGGGGGAUGACUACACGGAUGACCCCACCAUCUCCCUGCUGACAGGCUCCGAACCCCCUAAGGCCAAGGACCCCACUAUCUCCUAGAGGCUCCAGAGAAGGGCUAGUGGUGCCGGCUGGGUUUGGUGGCAGCUGGAGACUGGAUGCCCCCAGUCAGCUGCAAGGGCCCAGCCUUGUGCCACCCCUGGCUGCCCAAAGCUCCACAGCCACACAUGGACCGAGUAGGAUGCAGCUGUUCAGAGGAUCGGAUUUUGGGUUUUUCCACAGCUUCCCCUUCCCCUGUAGAGACGCGUGGACCGAUGGGACAGGCAGCGAUCUAUAAAGAAUGGGCUUAGCA
Sorex fumeus (smoky shrew) is the source of this 2011-nucleotide messenger RNA. It is a transcript of the gene HSF1, whose product is annotated as heat shock transcription factor 1. The record is from RefSeq and is a predicted model, not a curated record. NCBI's taxonomy places the organism in Eukaryota, Metazoa, Chordata, Mammalia, Eulipotyphla, Soricidae. The transcript has 12 exons. The coding region runs from base 139 to 1761 and encodes 540 amino acids. Gene Ontology annotation, molecular function: sequence-specific DNA binding; DNA-binding transcription factor activity. Gene Ontology annotation, biological process: regulation of DNA-templated transcription.